Cervus elaphus (red deer) is the source of this 2339-nucleotide messenger RNA. It is a transcript of the gene SELL, whose product is annotated as selectin L. The transcript is spliced from 9 exons. Gene Ontology annotation, cellular component: external side of plasma membrane; membrane. NCBI's taxonomy places the organism in Eukaryota, Metazoa, Chordata, Mammalia, Artiodactyla, Cervidae. Gene Ontology annotation, molecular function: sialic acid binding; oligosaccharide binding. Gene Ontology annotation, biological process: leukocyte tethering or rolling; response to cytokine; leukocyte migration. Bases 147 to 1265 code for a protein of 372 amino acids. The record is from RefSeq and is a predicted model, not a curated record.
AGCCUUGGUUAGAGAUAUGAAAGAAAGUAAGCCUUUCUGGGGACAGUGAGUGCAGUCUCCCUGCACACCCAGCCUUGGGCAAGGACCCAGAGACCUGUGGUGCUGAGCUGAGAGGCUGAAGGGCUACAAAAGGACGGAGCAAAGCCAUGCUAUGUCCAUGGAAAUGUCAAAAUGCUCAGAGGGACUUAUGGAAUGUCUUUAAACUGUGGGUCUGGAUUAUGCUCUGUUGUGAUUUCUUUGCGCAUCGUGGAACCGAUUGCUGGACUUACCAUUAUUCUAGAAGACCCAUGCCCUGGGAAAAGGCUAGAGCGUUCUGCAGGGGAAAUUACACAGAUUUAGUUGCCAUACAAAACAAGGGAGAGAUCGAAUACCUGAAUAAGACGCUUCCCUUCAGUCGUACUUACUACUGGAUUGGCAUCCGGAAAGUAGAAGGGGUGUGGACUUGGGUGGGAACCAACAAAUCUCUCACUGAAGAAGCAAAGAACUGGGGCGAAGGGGAGCCCAACAACAGGAAGAGUAAGGAGGACUGUGUGGAAAUCUACAUCAAGAGGGUCAAAGACUCGGGGAAAUGGAAUGAUGAUUCCUGCCACAAAGCAAAGACAGCCCUCUGCUACACAGCUUCUUGUAAACCCUGGUCAUGCAGCGGCCAUGGACAAUGUGUGGAAGUCAUCAAUAAUUACACCUGCAACUGUGAUUUGGGGUACUACGGGACGGAGUGUCAGUUCGUGACUCAGUGUGUGCCUCUGGAGGCCCCAGAGCUGGGUACCAUGGCCUGUACUCACCCUUUGGGAAACUUCAGCUUCACGUCGCAGUGUGCCUUCAACUGCUCUAAGGGAACAGACAUAAUGGGGAUUGAAGAAACCACUUGUGGACCAUUUGGAAAUUGGUCAUCUCCAGAACCAACCUGUCGAGUGAUUCAAUGUGAGCCUCUAACAGCACCCAAUUUGGGAACCAUGGACUGUAAUCACCCCCUUGUCGACUUCGGCUUUUCUUCCACAUGCACCUUCAGUUGUUCAGAAGAAGCUGAGUUAACUGGGGAGAAAAAAACUGUUUGUGGAUUGUCUGGAAAUUGGUCCAGCCCUAGUCCAGUAUGUCAAAAAAUAAACAGGACUAUCUCAAUAAACGAAGAGAGUGAUUAUAACCCCCUCUUCAUCCCGGUGGCAGUCAUGGUUACCGUAUUCUCUGGGUUGAUAUUUAUCAUUUGCCUGGCAAGGAGACUAAAAAAAAGCAAAAAGUCUCGGAGAAGCACGGUUGAUGCAUAUUAAACGACCUGCUCUGAAAGAAAACUCUUGGAAUAUGAAAGUGUCAGUGGAUCCUUCAAAUCCUCUUAUGAAAAGGUUUGCUAAUGGCAUCUUCUACACUGAAGAGGAAGUGUGAGUUUCCCAGCACACCUGAAGAGUUUUCAACAUGACCAGCUGCUCCUUCUGUUUCCGCUUUGCUCCAUCUCCCAUCCCUCAACUUUCAGCCUACAGUGGGGAGUUUAAUAGCUCAGUCUUUCGGCCUUUUUUCCAUGGACUACCAAGACCAUGGGAAAAGGAGUACUAUGGAAUGUAAAUGCAGAUUUCAUUCUCGCUCUCGAUUCUGGCAUCCAGCUUCAAUUCCAUGCUGUACCUGAUGACAUAUACUUUUAAAUAUAGUGAAAAUUUGAUACAUAUGCAACUCUAGGCUCACUUUUGUUACAGGUCACACUUUAUCUCCCUAGUCCUUCCAGUGUACUGUGGGGGCAGUUCAUAAAAUGAUGUUAUCCUUGUUUUCCAGCUCAAGUGGUACUGGGGAUCUGCUCCAACCAGGAAAAGUCCUAUUUGCCCCAGCCUCUAUAAAUAGAGGCCAUCCUCUUUAACUGCCUCCAGUUGCCUGCCUUCUUCAGCCAUCUGUCUGCAGUUGGCUCAUUUCCACAUAUAGCAGCUCAUGAGCACCAAACAAAAGAAGAGAAAGCCUGCACUGUUGGUUUUAUUUUUUUAAUUAUUUUUGGAUUGGGGUUUUAAUGUUUGUUUUUUAUUAGCCCCAUCCAGAUGUUUCUCUUAUGACCACUCAUCACUAGAAUGGCAGCUGCAGGCAUCUCUUUGAUGUCAUACAGAAGAGCUAAAGCAAGUGGAAAGAGAUGUCUUGACUCAUGAUUGAAAUGCCCCUCCUUCCCCACCCUCAGUCUUCUUACGUAUCCACCUUGAUUCUAUCUACUUUUCUGAUUCAUCUCAGGCAUCCCCCACCCUUAGCACUGUUUUCAUAACUAAUCCUUAACUAGUUCAAACUGUGGAAAUCUCCCCUUCCUGGCCUCUUACUGCAAGAUUAGUAACAUGCAUUUUUUGUACUUAAAUACAAUUUUUAUUUUUUACAAAAUA